Messenger RNA from Prorocentrum cordatum, 627 nucleotides. The record is from the annotation of a GenBank genome assembly. NCBI's taxonomy places the organism in Eukaryota, Dinophyceae, Prorocentrales, Prorocentraceae.
AUGGGUGAGGAGGUCGCCGAGGUGUUGAACAGCGACCUCUACGACAUCUACAGCGACGACGACCUGUACCUCAACAUGGGCGGCGAGAACUCAGCAGACGGUUGGGCCUGCUGGCACCGUGACGAGGUCCCAGGGAACUCCUUCAGCGCCGUCCUCACGCUGGAUCAGGAGGCUUUCGAGGUGGAACGGGCUUGUGAAGAGCGUCACUCCCUAUGGCGGCUGAGCUCCGACGUGGUGGUCGGCGUCAGCAGCGUCAGCCAGGACGACGUCUGCGAGGGCGCCGCGGACGUGGUCGACAGCCUCGGGUUCGGCAUGGGCGGCACCCACGCCAACAAGAAGCAACGCAGUGAGGGUGACGACGGUAUAUUCGAGGAGAAGCCUGCGGCCCUCGUCGCAGACAGCUACGUGGACGCGGAGAUGGACCAUGGGCCGAACCCCAUGGAGGACAAGCAAGAAGAUGGAGUUCAAGAGGAGAUCGAGAAGCCGUCCUCGCUGUUUGUCGAGUUCGAAGGUGGAGAUCCUGAGCAAGACAAAGAGUGCAUGGACAUGAUCAUGGCCAAGGGCGGUGAUCGUGAGGGCUUCCUAGGCUGGAUGCAGGCGCAGCCUGAGUGCCAGGGCGAGCUCAUG